CGUCACGCAAUCGUUCCAAAGUUGUCAGUCAGUUCAUUUUAAAGAUGGCGGCGGUUUCUGAAUUUGCGUUGUCGAAAAGAGGGUUGAUCAAACAGACCCCUCCUAAACCGUUUCUCAUAGGAGUUGCUGGUGGAUCAGCUUCCGGAAAGUCAACAGUUUGUGCCAAGAUAAUGGAACAACUUGGUCAGGAUGCAGUAGAAUCCAGAAGAGUUGUUAUCAUCAGCCAGGAGAGUUUCUACAAAGAACUUUCUGAGGAGGAAGCUGAGGAAGCUAAAGUGGGAAAUUUCAACUUUGAUCAUCCAGAUGCGUUUGACUUUGAGAUGACACUUGAUACUUUAAAGAGAGCAAAAGUAGGUGAAACUGUUGAGAUACCUCUCUAUGACUCCGUCAAUGCUACAAGACAAAAAGAAUCUGUCACAAUACACCCUGCUGAUGUGAUAUUAUUUGAAGGAAUCUUAACAAUCUACUUCAAGGAACUACGUGACCUGCUUGAUAUGAAGCUUUUUGUGGAUUCAGACAGUGAUACCAGACUAUCGAGAAGAGUGUUAAGAGAUACUCAGGAACGAGGGCGAGAGCUUGAUCAAGUAUUGGCCACAUACACAAAUUUUGUAAAACCAGCAUUUGAAGAUUUUUGUCUUCCGACAAAAAAGUAUGCAGAUGUGAUAAUACCAAGAGGAUCAGAUAACACAGUGGCUAUUGCCCUCAUUGUUCAACACAUAAAAGACAUUCUGAACGGAAACAAGAGCAUUCGAUCUGAAGAUAGUCAUGAGCUUGAACGCCGUCAAAGAUGCCUCUCUGACUCAAGCUUUUGUGUUUCUAAAGAUGACCUUCGUUCGGAGUGAUAGGUGCAUGAGUUUUUGGUGUCGAUGUUAUUGUAAAAUAUAGGUUGAAAGGUUAAUUUAUUGAGAUAGAUGAAAUAAGUACAUCGAUCAUUUAUUUUGUAUUCUUUGGUGUGAAUGUUAAUAAUAUGUGAAUAAAUUCCCAGUUAUGUUUGUA
Molecule: messenger RNA, 996 nt
Organism: Pocillopora verrucosa
Lineage: Eukaryota; Metazoa; Cnidaria; Anthozoa; Scleractinia; Pocilloporidae
Product: uridine-cytidine kinase 2-like
Cellular component (GO): cytoplasm
Molecular function (GO): ribosylnicotinamide kinase activity; ATP binding
Source: RefSeq, a predicted model, not a curated record